Tauraco erythrolophus (red-crested turaco) is the source of this 2317-nucleotide messenger RNA. The record is from RefSeq and is a predicted model, not a curated record. Lineage: Eukaryota; Metazoa; Chordata; Aves; Musophagiformes; Musophagidae.
CCGGACGUGAACGUGUUCCAGCGCAAAUUCGUUAACGAAGUCAGGCGGUGCGAAGAAAUGGACCGAAAGCUCCGGUUUGUUGAGAAGGAGAUUAAAAAAGCAAAUAUUCCUAUCAUGGACACUGGUGAAAACCCAGAGGUGCCUUUUCCACGCGACAUGAUUGAUUUGGAGGCAAACUUUGAGAAAAUUGAAAAUGAGCUUAAGGAAAUCAACACAAACCAGGAAGCCCUGAAGAGAAACUUCUUGGAGCUGACAGAGUUAAAAUUUAUACUGCGUAAAACUCAGCAAUUUUUUGAUGAGAUGGCGGAUCCAGACCUGUUGGAGGAAUCCUCUUCACUCCUGGAACCAAGCGAGAUGGGAAGAGGUGCCCCACUGCGGCUUGGGUUUGUGGCUGGCGUGAUCAACCGUGAGCGCAUCCCCAUGUUUGAGCGCAUGCUGUGGCGCGUGUGCCGAGGGAACGUGUUCUUGCGCCAAGCAGAAAUUGAAAAUCCCCUGGAGGAUCCUGUAACGGGGGAUUAUGUGCACAAGUCUGUGUUUAUCAUCUUUUUCCAAGGUGACCAGUUGAAGAACAGAGUCAAGAAGAUAUGUGAAGGAUUCCGUGCCUCCCUCUACCCCUGCCCAGAAACACCGCAGGAGCGGAAAGAAAUGGCUUCUGGUGUCAAUACUAGAAUUGAUGAUCUUCAGAUGGUGCUGAACCAAACAGAGGAUCAUCGCCAAAGGGUUUUGCAGGCAGCUGCUAAAAAUAUCCGCGUCUGGUUCAUCAAAGUACGCAAGAUGAAGGCCAUCUACCACACCCUGAACCUGUGCAACAUCGAUGUGACACAGAAGUGCUUGAUUGCUGAAGUCUGGUGUCCUGUCGCUGACCUCGAUUCGAUCCAGUUUGCUCUCAGGAGGGGCACUGAGCACAGUGGAUCCACUGUGCCAUCUAUUUUAAACAGGAUGCAAACCAAUCAGACCCCACCAACGUACAACAAAACGAACAAGUUUACGGCUGGCUUUCAAAACAUCGUUGACGCUUACGGCAUUGGAACAUAUCGAGAAAUAAAUCCAGCACCCUAUACGAUCAUUACCUUCCCGUUCCUGUUUGCUGUGAUGUUUGGAGAUUUUGGCCAUGGAAUCCUGAUGACUCUGAUUGCUGUCUGGGUGGUGUUUAGGGAGAGUCGUUUUCUGUCGCAGAAGAGCGACAAUGAGAUGUUCAACAUGGUUUUUAAUGGUCGAUACAUCAUUCUGCUGAUGGGGCUGUUCUCCACUUACACAGGCCUCAUCUACAACGACUGCUUCUCCAAGUCUCUUAAUAUGUUCGGAUCAUCCUGGAGCGUCCGGCCGAUGUUCUCAAAAGGCAAUUGGUCAGAUGCCUUGCUCGAGACUACUCCUCUGCUUCAACUGAACCCUGCUAUUCCAGGGGUGUUUGGUGGACCCUACCCCUUUGGCAUUGACCCAAUCUGGAAUAUUGCCAGCAAUAAGCUGGCCUUCCUCAAUUCGUUUAAGAUGAAAAUGUCUGUGAUUCUUGGCAUUAUCCACAUGCUCUUUGGUGUCACAUUGAGUCUUCUCAACCAUAUCUAUUUUAAGAAGCCACUGAACAUAUACCUGGGAUUUAUUCCAGAAAUUAUUUUCAUGACGUCACUGUUUGGAUACCUUGUUAUUCUCAUUUUCUACAAGUGGACAGCCUAUGAUGCUCACACGUCAAAGGAUGCACCGAGCCUUCUAAUACAUUUUAUCAACAUGUUUCUGUUCUCCUAUGGUGACACCAGUAAUAAGAUGCUUUAUAAAGGGCAGCAAGGGCUCCAGUGUUUCCUGGUGGUGGUGGCGUUGCUGUGUGUGCCAUGGAUGCUGGUAGCUAAACCCCUGGUCCUUCGCCAUCAGUAUUUGAGGAGAAAGCACCUGGGAACGCACAACUUCGGCGGGAUCCGGGUGGGCAACGGCCCGACUGAGGAGGAUGCUGAGAUCAUUCAGCAUGACCAGCUUUCUACCCAUUCCGAGGAGGGGGAAGAGCCUACAGAGGAUGAGGUGUUCGACUUCGGCGACACCGUGGUGUACCAGGCCAUCCACACCAUCGAGUACUGCCUGGGCUGCAUUUCCAACACCGCCUCCUACUUGAGGCUCUGGGCUCUCAGCUUAGCCCACGCACAGCUCUCAGAGGUCCUCUGGACCAUGGUGAUCCACGUUGGCCUCAGCGUGAGGAGCCUGGGUGGAGCCUUUGGCCUCUUCUUCGUGUUUGCUGCAUUCGCUACCCUGACAGUAGCAAUUCUCCUGGUCAUGGAGGGCCUGUCUGCUUUUCUCCACGCUCUUCGCUUGCACUGGUGAGUUACUGGAACAU